AGUAGUUUUAAAUGUAAAGAUGGCGGAAGAAGAGAGUCCGUUUGAUGAUUUCGAACAAGUUGACUUUUUGAGAGAUCGACAUAUACGGUUUUUUCAACGAUGCCUUCAAGUUUUACCGGAGAGAUACUCGUCUUUGGAGACAAGCAGGUUGACGAUAGUCUUCUUUGCACUGUCUGGCUUGGAUGUACUAGAUGCCUUGGAUGUGAUUGAAAAGCCGAGUUUGAUCGAAUGGAUCUAUUCCCUACAAGUUCUUCCCACUGAGGGCCAAUCCAAUCUGUCACGCUGUGGCUUCCGUGGAUCCUCACACAUAGGAGUUCCGUACCAGACAAAGGGCCCUGGCUCUCCCCACCCUUAUGACAGUGCCCAUGUGGCGAUGACGUACACGGGCCUGGCCAGCCUCAUCAUCCUGGGGGACGACCUGAGCCGCGUGAACAAGCAGGCCUGCAUGGCAGGCUUGAGGGCCUUGCAGCUGGAGGACGGCAGUUUCUACGCCGUCCCAGAAGGAAGUGAGAACGACAUGCGCUUCAUCUACUGUGCGGCCUGCAUUUGCCACAUGCUCGACGACUGGUCGGGGAUGGACAUCAAAAAGGCCAUCGACUACAUCAGAAAAAGCAUGUCCUAUGACAACGGCAUUGGGCAGGGAGCUGGCCUGGAGUCACAUGGCGGCUCGACGUUCUGCGCGGUGGCGGCACUGUGCCUGAUGGGGAAGCUGGAGGAGAUGUUCAGCCAGCGCGAGCUGGACCGGAUACGCCGCUGGUGCAUCAUGCGGCAGGAGAACGGCUUCCAGGGCCGCCCCAACAAGCCCGUCGACACCUGCUACUCCUUCUGGGUGGGCGCCACUCUGGAGCUUCUAGACGUUUUCAAGUACACCAACUUUGAGAAGAACCGGAACUACAUCCUGUCCACCCAGGACCGAUUGGUGGGAGGGUUCGCUAAAUGGCCAGACAGCCAUCCAGAUCCCCUACACGCCUAUUUCGGGAUCUGUGGCCUGUCUCUGAUUGGCGAGGCCAGUCUGCGGCGAGUGCACCCCGCCCUCAACAUCAGCCAGAGGGCCUUCGAGCGCCUGCAGCAGCUGCACCGGGCGUGGAGAGAGACCUGCACAUGACAACAUGUCACCAGCCGACCUGCUCGCUCUCGCACUCAAACACACACACACACACACACACACGCACACAUACACACACGCACACACACAAACUCUUAAAAACCAUGUCAGCCUCUGAUGCCACGUGCAUUCCUCUCAGUCCUCACCCUAACCUGAGUUAACUUAGCAAUAGUGUCAGAGCUGUUGCCUGGCAGCGGGAAACGGGAGUGAUGGUGGUG
This is a messenger RNA of Sardina pilchardus (European sardine), 1323 nucleotides long. RefSeq names its product protein geranylgeranyltransferase type I, beta subunit (gene pggt1b). The record is from RefSeq and is a predicted model, not a curated record. Gene Ontology annotation, cellular component: CAAX-protein geranylgeranyltransferase complex. The transcript has 9 exons. Gene Ontology annotation, molecular function: CAAX-protein geranylgeranyltransferase activity. NCBI's taxonomy places the organism in Eukaryota, Metazoa, Chordata, Actinopteri, Clupeiformes, Clupeidae. Gene Ontology annotation, biological process: protein geranylgeranylation. Bases 20 to 1105 code for a protein of 361 amino acids.